AUGAUGGAAAAGAUAUAUGAAGGUAUUUUGGACGGCCAGCAGCCUCCAGCAGCCGACUUGAUGUUGACAUUUAGCAUAUUUGCCGGUUCGGUACUAGGCUGGACGCCGGUACUCUUGAGCAAGCUAAAUUCAACAAGUGAAGAGGCUCAAUCGGCUUUAAUAUCAUACAGUCGUCUUGCAUUGGCCAUUUUGGAUCAUCACGAAAACAUUUUGCAACCAUCAACUACUGCUAUUGUAGCCAUCGGAACCUUGGGUCACAUACUCAUGAAUACGGACUGCUUCCCAGUACGCGUGCAUACUCUUCGGAAUCACUGUUUACUGAUGGCAAGGGAAUUGAACAUUCAUCGACUGGACACGGCCAAGUCUCGCGAGGAGCGAAGACUUAAAGGGUGUGACAUGAUUGAUAUUGAAGUUCAGCGACGAGUUUGGUGGAACUUGGUUGCGUCCGACUGGCUUCUCGCAUUCGCUGGAGGUCCACAGGAUGGAGCCUAUGUAUUCCAACCCAAGCACAUGAAUGUGAACAUGCCAACCAAUACAGAUGACGAGUUCAUCACUAGUGAUGGCAUUCAGCAGACAUUUCCCCAGUUCAUGCCCACGGUCAUAUCGGGUUUUUAUGCUCGAGUCCAAUGUGCCGAUCUCUGUCGUCAAGUGGUCGAUGCUCUUCCAUCCAUCCUCCUUGACGCAGAAGAACCAGAGUAUGCCACAAUCAUGGAUUUGGAUACGAGGUUCCAUGACCACUUCGCCAGUCUUCCGGUCUUUCUUAAACUUGACCCGGAAAGCAUCGAACAAAGCCGGCAAAUCUGCAAAGAACGACCUUACAUCGCUUGGCAGCGCCUCAGCGUCCACUUCAGCCUUCAUACUCGUCUUUGUCGCUUACAUCGAGCCUAUCAUCUCGAGGGUAUUACAAAUUCCAAAUAUGCAUACUCGCACAUGGUCUGUAUUCGCUCUGCCCACAAGGUCCUGGAAAUCCGUCGUGCGAUGGAUGAUCUAGUUCCGGAAAUAGGGCUGCGACCCGCUCGAUUCUGGACAGUCAUGCAUCAUGUCUUCUUCGCGGCGUUAAUAUUAGCCAUGGAUGUCUCCUUCAACCCGACUGCGCCCGAUGCAGCCGCCCGCAAAGCCAAGGUGCUUGCCGCCUACGAGACCCUCGAGCAGUCGAAGCGAGAAUCUAAUAAUUUGAUGGAGGGCCUUCAAAAAAACCUACAGACGCUCAUGUCGACAUUACAUAAACAGCGACUGCAGGGAUCUAUGCUACCAAAUGACACGACUGCAGCCCGCGAGGGGCUUGCCGCUGACAUCCCAACCAGGAACCAGCUAGGCAACGAGACUGGCCAGGCUAGCAACGUGACAUUUACACAAGAGAAAGCCGCCACAACACAGCCAUCGUCGUUACUUGUUUCCGAUGGUAAUAGUCUAAUCAACGAUAUGGACGAAGAUGGUUGGGAGAAGCUCUGGUCGGAAUUUGUGGCUGUGGCUCCUGUUUUAGAUGUGCCACAGUGGAACUCAUUGCUGGAAGAUGUGGAUUUCCCCCCUCAUCUAGAUAUUUAUUAA
Molecule: messenger RNA, 1548 nt
Organism: Penicillium malachiteum
Lineage: Eukaryota; Fungi; Ascomycota; Eurotiomycetes; Eurotiales; Aspergillaceae
Product: fungal specific transcription factor domain-containing protein
Exons: 2
Coding region: 1-1548 (515 amino acids)
Source: RefSeq, a predicted model, not a curated record